Trachemys scripta elegans is the source of this 4249-nucleotide messenger RNA. RefSeq names its product RHO family interacting cell polarization regulator 1 (gene RIPOR1). The transcript is spliced from 22 exons. Bases 560 to 3748 code for a protein of 1062 amino acids. The record is from RefSeq and is a predicted model, not a curated record. NCBI's taxonomy places the organism in Eukaryota, Metazoa, Chordata, Testudines, Emydidae.
GCCUGGAACGCUUAGGACAUCCCAGACCCCCAGAGGUGACCCCUAACUGCGCGGGGAAGCGUUUCUUAGCCAGACGAUUUCAAACGCCCGGAUUGCUUUGUUUACACCGAUUAAACAGCUGAGAGAAAAGCUCUCCUUGGAGGGGAAUUGCAACACUCUGGCCCCUUCUGUUCAGGGCUCAGAAAGUUCUCAAAUAACUGGGCCCGCGGGGAAAACCUCCAGCAACUCCAGGACAGAUUUCCCCUUCCUGAUGCUUCUUGGAUAAACCACAAACGAGAAAAAUUGCAUUUUGGAAGAGUCCCUUCAGGUGCCUUCGCCCGCCAGAGAAAAGCGAAACAGUGACAAGCUGGACUGGUUUCCCUUAGCAGCCCCUGUACAAUUCCAACCUUUCCUGUCCCUGCUGGCGCACACGCCCUCUCGUCCAUGCUGGGGCCGUAAGAGCAAGCAGCUCGUGCUGGGCUCCUCCGAGCUGCCUUUCGUCAGCAUCAGAUUCUGCUUAAUUGAGGCCAGGGACGCCGCUUCUGGAUAAACAGGGAGGCCCUCCAGGUCGCACUCCACCAUGUCGCUCUCUGUGCGGCCCCAGCGGCGCGCCCUUGCUGCCAGGAUCAAUAGAAGCCAGUCCUUCGCCGGUGUGAACUCGACACAGGACAAGGCCUUCAGGAACCUGCCUCCCUUCAGCACCCCAACGGUGUCCAGGAAGACUGGCUCCCGGGUCAGGAGGAUGUUCUCCAUGUCCCACAAGUCCCCCCCACCCAAGGUGCCACAGCCUGACCGGCUGGACGAGGUGUACGAAGCGCUCAAGAAGGGGCUGAUAGCCUACCUGGAGGUGCACCAGCUGGAACUGGAGAAGCUCAGCACCCAGAUCCGCGAGUCCAAGAGGAAUUCCCGCCUGGGCUUUCUCUACGAUCUCGACAAGCAAGUCAAGUCGAUCGAGCGGUUCCUGCGCAGGCUGGAGUUCCAUGCCAGCAAGAUUGACGAGCUCUACGAGUCGUACUGCAUCCAGCGGCGGCUCCGCGAUGGGGCCCACAACAUGGUCAAGGCCUACACCGCCGGCUCCCCGGGCAGCCGCGAGGCACGGGACAGCCUGGCCGAGGCCAGCAAGGGCUACAAAGAGUACACCGAGAACAUGUGUCUGCUGGAGAGCGAGCUGGAAAGCCAGCUGGGGGAGUUCCACGUCAAGAUGAAAGGACUGGCCGGGUUUGCCAGGCUCUGUGCUGGGGACCAGUAUGAGAUCUUCAUGAAGUACGGGCGCCAGCGCUGGAAGCUGAAGGGGCGCAUCGAGGGGAAUGGGAAGCAGGUGUGGGACAGCGAGGAGAUGGUCUUCCUGCCCCUCAUCACCGAGUUCCUCUCCAUCAAGGUGACGGAGCUCAAGAGCCUGGCCAACCACGUGGUGGUGGGCAACGUCUCGUGCGAAACCAAGGACCUGUUUGCGGCGCUGCCGCAGGUGGUAGCUGUCGACAUCAACGACCUGGGCACCAUCAAGCUCAGCCUGGAGGUGAACUGGAACCCCUUCGACAAGGACGAUCAGCCCUCAGCUGCCAGCACGGUCAACAAAGCAUCCACUGUCAACAAGCGAUUCUCCACCUACAACCAGAGCCCGCCUGAUACGCCCUCCCUGCGGGAGCAGGCCUUCUAUAACAUGCUGCGGCGGCAGGAGGAGCUGGAGAACGGCACAGCCUGGUCCAUCUCCUCGGAGUCGUCGGAUGAUUCCUCCAGCCCCCAGCUGUCGGGCAGCGCCCGCCACGUCUCCCACAAGCCCAUCGUACAGCCCGAGGUGCAGGCCUCCGCCCCUGCCAUAGAGAUCGCCUUCUCCCAGCAAGAGGAGGCGGGCGCUGCAGCCGAGCCCCCCAGCCGGCAGGAGGAGCCAGGGGGCGCGAGGAAGGAGGUGGUGGUCAAUGGGCAUGUGCCCUACUCCCGGACUCUGAGCCACAUCAGCGAGAGCAGCCUGGACGCGGCAGUGGAUUGCAGGGAGGGCCCCAGCGCCCAUGGUGGGGAGCCUUCGCCAGACCCCCAGGACCCCAACACCGGGGAGCUGCCUCCCCUGGAAACGGACGCCCUCCCCGAGGCCUCGAACUCGCCGGUGCCCUGGGCAGGGCCCGACAAGGGCCCGGAGGCUGAGCUCUGUGGGGCCAUGUCUCAGGCCGAGGCCUGUGAGCCUGUGGUGGGGCGGUCUGAGGCCGCUGUGUGCCAAGCUCUGGGGCCGCAGGGGCAUGAGGUCUCCCCGGGCCGGCCAGUGGUGCUGCAGCCAGUCUCAGAGGAGAAGGGGAGGCCGGCCCCUGCCUCGCUCCCGCCCCCCAGCCCAGCAGAGGUGCCAAGGCCCAAGCCUGUGGACUGCGGCCUGGAGGAGGCCAUCGGCUCGCUGUGCUCGGCCCUGGACGACUACCGGGGGCAGUUUCCCGAGCUGCAGCCGCUGGAGCGGGAGCUGAAACGUCUAGAGGAGAUCCUCAUGGUAAGGGGGCAGCGGUGGGGCCUCGAGGAUGGUGCCAGCCCUACGGCAGCCAUGCGGCACAAGCAGGGCAUCUUCCUGAGCCGCGCCUCCAGCAUCAGCCUGACGGUGGAGCACGCCCUGGAGAGCUUCAGCUUCCUCAACACCUCGGACAUGGACGACUCGGAGGGCUCGGAGGAGGAGGGCAGCCGGAGCGAGCGGAGGGCUGGCGGGGCCCGUGCUGCGGGCGGGGCAUUGGGAGGCUGCGAGGCGACGGCCGAGGACACCGGCACGUGCAGCGGCUCUGAGGGCAGCUCUGACCCCAUGAGCACCGGCAGCGAGUUCCUGGACAGGGCUGUGGUGCUGCACCUCAGUAACUGCAACCGUCUGCUGCUGAAAUUGGGCACAUUUGGGCCGCUGCGGUGCCGGGAGAUGUACGCCCUGGACAAGCUGAUGAGGGAAGCACAGGUGCUGGAGAUUGUCUGCCAGCUGACGGAGGAGAAAUCGGGAGCGGCCAACGCUGCAGCGGAAGUGGUGCAGUUCUCCACCCGGAAGGAGGGGGUGCUGGCAUUCUGGGACCGCUGCGUGGAGCAGCCCAAUGUGUACACCUGUCCCGUGGAGCGGUUCCUGCGCACGCUCAGUGCCCAGUAUGCAGCGCCCGUGGCUGAGCGGCAGUCGGGCCUGGCAGACUCAGUGUGCGUGAAGCUUGUGGAGGUUGUGCUGGACCGGCGGCUGCCCAAGCGCCCUGGGAGCAGCCAGGGUGAGCAGCUCACCAUCUUCCAGUACUGGAGCCACUUCGAGUCGCUCCCCGUGUCUACACUGGACGCCUACGUCAUGGAGCUGGCUGAGGAAGUGCUGCUGGCCCAGAACCUGAACUCAGACGACCAGGACGUGGUGCUGAAGGCGCUGAAGCGAGUGCCCGAGAGCCGGCUCAAGAAGGACGGGCUGAAGGCCAUGAGCUUGCUGCUCAUCGAGGGCAACAGUAAAGUCGUCAGUGCCGUGUCCGCCCAGCUGCGCAGCCUCGCCGAGAACCCCCGCUUCCGGGAACGGGCCCUGGUGUGGUACUUGGAGCAGCUGGAAGAUGAAGAGGCGCAGACGCGAAUCGCCAGCUGCGCGGCCCUGGGGUGUCUCAAGGCCAAAGAAAGCAUCGAGCAGCUGGUGUAUCUGUGCCAAACGGACAAGGAGGACGUGCGGGAGGCGGCCAAGCAGAGCCUGAUGCUAUGCGGGGAAGAUGGUAAAUCGGCUCACCGGCGGCUGGAGGAGACUCUGAACAGCUUACCAAGGAUCUUCGCACCAGGCAGCAUGGCCAGCACCGCUUUCUGAGACACGCUGGCACUAACACACGUGUGAUCCCUUUGGGGUGAAGGCACCAAGGAGCUGCUGGAGGCUCUCUCAGCCUGGGCCCAGCUCCCAUGCCUUGGGAACAUGCAGCAGUAUUAGUACCUCCCUGCCAGCCUGACACCCCCCCUCACUGCCUUACGGAGCACAGCUUUCCCUCCCCCGGCACUGUGCCAGAGGGGCUGUGGGCACACCACCGUGGAGAAGUGGGGCUUCGGACACUCCCCUCCCCUCCAACUUGCUUUUCUAUUGCAACUUGCUAGGUGGGGCCAGAGCUUGUGUGCCCCUGCUGGAGACUGGGCUGGCACGUGAAGUCUGCAUUGGGACUCCUUCCAGUAGCUCGCAGGCUGCUCAGACCUCCCCAGAUGGACGUGCACUUUGAGGCGAUGUUGUUUCUUUCCGGGAGCUCCCUUUGCUGUGGGCAGCGUCCUCCUUCAGCGCCUGGAGUCCCCGGGACUCAAAUAAAACGAGACAUAGAUAUUAAUA